Ceratotherium simum simum (southern white rhinoceros) is the source of this 2432-nucleotide messenger RNA. The record is from RefSeq and is a predicted model, not a curated record. Lineage: Eukaryota; Metazoa; Chordata; Mammalia; Perissodactyla; Rhinocerotidae.
UCAGCCAUAUUGACAACCCACCCAGGUAGGAAGCCCUGAGGUUCCAUGGAUUCAGCCACAGGAAGGAGAGGGGGCGGAGAAAUGUCCAAAUCUAGCCCUCAGCUAAAGCAAAUAAUAAUGGCUUGAAGCUUAAAAUAGAUCCAGGGAGGAGCUCAUUAACAGGCAUACAAAGCAAUUCAGCACCCCUGGAAUUUCUUAUUCUGGAAAUUGCUUUGGUCCGUUUUUACUGCCUUCUAUUCAUCAGAGGAGAAAAUACAAACCUUUAGUAACAUGGUCAUCACAUCUGACAAUGAACUAAUUUAGACCAGCCAAAAUAAUUGUUUGACAGGGACACAGGACUUCAACCUCAGUUCAGAAAAUCCCUGACAUCUGACGUAGGAGGAUUUAUAGGUUUAGUGGAAAUUGCUUUCUCCUGCUCUCCAGAUUACAUACUGUGGGUUGAUUUUUUUUGCAUGAGUAAACAUCCUUCUAAUAAUGAACAGACCAAUAACGUCCUAAGAGAGAAAAAGAACAUCCUUUUCCUCUUUGCUGUUUCCUGAGGGAACUGUUUGGAUUUGGAAACCCAUGUUGCCUGUCCAGAAUAUGAAAGUUGGCAUCUUCCUUUUGUGGUGGGGAUGGGUUUUGGCCGCUGAAAGCAGAGUGCACUGGAAACAAAGAGAAGUACCCGAGAUGUCUAAGAAAGGCAGGCGUCAAAGACAAAGACCAGAAGCACACCAAGAUGCUCACCAGUAGGGCAGCCCAAUUUUGAAACGAAGCCCUGACAUCACCAAAUCGCCUCUGACAAAGUCAGAGCAGCUUCUGAGGAUAGAUGACCAUGAUUUCAGCAUGAGGCCUGGCUUUGGAGGCCCGGCCAUUCCUGUGGGUGUGGACGUGCAGGUGGAGAGCUUGGACAGCAUCUCAGAGGUCGACAUGGACUUCACGAUGACCCUCUACCUGCGGCACUACUGGAAGGACGAGAGGCUGUCCUUCCCGAGCACCAACAACCUCAGCAUGACGUUUGACGGCCGGCUGGUGAAGAAGAUCUGGGUCCCCGAUAUGUUUUUCGUGCACUCCAAGCGCUCCUUCAUCCACGACACCACCACGGACAACGUCAUGCUGCGGGUCCAGCCCGACGGGAAGGUGCUCUACAGCCUCAGGGUUACAGUGACUGCAAUGUGCAACAUGGACUUCAGCCGAUUUCCCCUGGACACACAAACGUGCUCACUUGAAAUCGAAAGCUAUGCCUACACAGAAGAUGAUCUCAUGCUGUACUGGAAAAAAGGCAACGACUCCUUAAAGACAGAUGAGCGGAUCUCUCUCUCCCAGUUCCUCAUUCAAGAGUUCCACACCACCACCAAACUGGCCUUCUACAGCAGCACAGGCUGGUACAACCGUCUGUACAUUAACUUCACGUUGCGUCGCCACAUCUUCUUUUUCUUGCUUCAAACUUACUUUCCUGCCACCCUGAUGGUCAUGCUGUCCUGGGUGUCCUUCUGGAUCGACCGCAGAGCUGUGCCGGCCAGAGUCCCCUUAGGAAUCACCACGGUGCUGACCAUGUCCACCAUCAUCACGGGCGUGAACGCCUCCAUGCCCCGCGUCUCCUACAUCAAGGCCGUGGACAUCUACCUCUGGGUCAGCUUCGUGUUCGUGUUCCUCUCGGUGCUGGAGUAUGCAGCCGUCAACUACCUGACCACCGUGCAGGAGCGGAAGGAACGGAAGCUGCAGGAGAAGCUCCCCUGCACCUGCGGAUUACCUCAGCCGCGUGCUGUCAUGCUGGAUGGCAGCUACAGCGAUGGGGAGGUGAAUGACCUGGGCAACUGCAUGCCCGAGAAUGGAGAGAAGCCCGACAGGAUGAUGGUGCAGCUGACCCUGGCGGCGGAGAGGAGCGCCCCCCAGAGGAAAAGUCAGAGGAGCAGCUAUGUGAGCAUGAAGAUCGACACCCACGCCAUUGAUAAAUACUCCAGGAUAAUUUUUCCAGCGGCAUACAUUUUAUUCAAUUUAAUAUACUGGUCUAUUUUCUCAUAAAUGCUUGUAAUUCUAUAAAUUUCACAUUCUUCUGUAUGUACUACAGAAAUACCUGUAUGAUGAAAAAUAAUUUAAGGUUAUGAUAAGAAAGUUCCCAGUACCCACCUUUCUCCAGCUUUCCAAAAAUACAUUGACAAGACAGUUACUGGUUUAAUUUGCACUUAUUAACCAUCUACUGAAUUCGCAGCAUUAUACUCGGUGCUGAUAGUUGUUACUGGGUCCCCUGCAAAAGCACACUGCCAGUGUUGUGGUCGCACUGUAGUUCAACCUCUCUUAGACCCUAGAUGCUCAUUCACAUGAAUGAUGUCCUUUACGUGAACGUCAUUAUAGUCUCUGGACUAGGUGGAAUUCGGAAGCACCUAAAAUUCAUUUGCAUGGAAUAUAUAUGCACCUAAAUCUCCACUUUGACCAAAAGUCAUGCUUCAGUU